UUUUUAUCAUGCUUGCCGGCGAAGCUUCGAUAAUGGAAACAAAAGGUAAAUCGCGAUAAGAGCGGGACUUACUCCUCUUCCUGAGGGGCGUUCACACUCUCUCCCCUUGCAUGUGCCCGCAUAGGAGACGUGCUUUGGAUUAGAGAUUCUCUCUGUACCGAACUUAAGUGUUUGACGAUGAAGACGUGGAUGAGGAUAGCGCUGUUAGUUACAGCUUGUAGCAUUUUUCAUUCGGUCAGUGCUCAGUGUAAUCUGGCAGGCUCCCAAGCAGAUGUCGAUUUCCCAGAUAUUGAAGCUGAAGGAGUAGAGUCUUAUCAAAUGACCGUCGAGUAUACACUUCCUGGCGUAAACCAAACCGAUUAUUAUACUGAGUAUUAUGACAUUCUGGAGAGAAGAGGCAGAGUUGACAGUAUAAUAGCUGGCCAAAAGUCUCACUACAUCUACAGGACUGACAGUGGAGAGGCUUGGGAUAUAAAAGAUAGCGAUUGUAAGCUAGGUAAUGUGAGCGACAUUCCCACUUUCUACAAAGAAAUGCAAAAUGAAUGGACUUACACCAAUGAGACGAAACCGGAACGGAAAACCAUGGGUCCUUCAGCGAUGUUCAAAGUAGCACUAGAUGUUUGGAAUACAAACAGAAAUGGGAAAAUGGCUUAUAUGGGAAAAUCUGUUACGGUUAGAGGCCUUAAUGCUCAAUACUGGAGACGUUGUGAUACUCCUUCCACAUACGUUGAUUACUACUUUACUACCCCAGAUGUAGAAAAUGCUUAUGGUCUGGAUUUUCUGAAGGUAAUUCCUUUAAGAGUUUACUUUGGUGGAACAAGAGAAGGUGUGGAUAAAGGAUUGUCAGAAGAACAGUUUGAAAUCAUCAGUUUUCAGCCAUUCAUUUCUCCGGAUAUUCAGCCAUUUGUGUUGCCGAAGGGUAGAGGUUGCAAACGAUCAAAUGUGCAAGAUCCUCCGGAACGUCCCAAUUUCGCAGACAAAAACAUAAUGUUUUCUGCUGAAGUUAUAUAUCGAGUAAUUGACAGAAAUGAACAAGAUGUAAAUGUAUGGAGUUACUACAGCACUCUCACUAUGGCUCUGGACAUCACCAGUCAACAUUUAGCGUAUUAUUAUACUCCCUGGGAUACAAAGAACUCAGAUGAAGAAUUGGAAGUCAAAGCUCCAGUACAUGUAAUUUUUGACAUGAAACAUGGUGAGAGCUAA
Molecule: messenger RNA, 1203 nt
Organism: Stegodyphus dumicola
Lineage: Eukaryota; Metazoa; Arthropoda; Arachnida; Araneae; Eresidae
Source: RefSeq, a predicted model, not a curated record